AUGAUUCCUCGUUUUCAGAAUGUCGCAGAUAGCACAUUUAGCGAUAAUUGGGACCGUCUAGCCCAAGCUAUUCGAGAAAUCCACAGAAAAAAUGCGUCGAUCCUAAGUUUCGAAGAGCUUUACCGCAAUGCCUAUAACAUGGUCCUCCAUAAAAAUGGUGAUAAGCUGUAUAACGGUGUGAGGGAGGUUAUCACUCAACACUUAGAAGAAGUGGCUAAAGAACAAGUUGUUCCGGCUUUCCCCAUGUCAGGUGCUAGUAGCUCGCAAGCAAAUUCUGCUAACGGCACUGGUGGUGCAAAUUUCUUAAAAGUGUUGAAAAGUGUUUGGGAAGAUCACACAACGUUUCGAUCCACAAUAUAUCCUAUCCAAACUCAUCUUUUGGACGUUCUUUUGAAUCAAAUCCUUCUUGAACGUGAAAACGAGAUCAUCGAUCGUUCUAAUAUUAAAGCAUCGAUGGAUAUGUUACUCGAAUUAACUGAUACAAGUACGAAAGAUACAGUUUAUGCAACUGAUUUUGAAGGACGGUUUUUGGAGACGAGUUCUGAAUAUUAUCGAGUUGAAGGUCAAAUGCUUGUAGGAGAAUGUGAUGCACCGGAAUAUAUGAAAAAAGUUGAAAAACGUCUUAAUGAAGAAGAACAACGCGUGCGUCAUUACCUUUCACCGACCACAGAACCGAAAAUUAGAAAUAUUGUGGAAGAAGAACUUAUUUCUAAACAUCUUAAAACUGUUAUUGAGAUGGAAAACUCUGGUUUAAUUCCUAUGCUAAGAAAUGAAAAAAUGGAUGGUCACGAAGAGAUGAAAACUGCUAUCAGCAAUUAUAUACGUGAACUCGGUAAAGCGAUAAAUGAAACUGUUUCUAGCAGCGCUACGACGGCAACGGCUGCCGAAAAUAAUGCCACUGGUGGUGACCGACAAACUGGAACUUCUGUGGCAAUACGAUGGGUUCAGGAAGUUCUUGAUCUUAAAGAUAAAUUUGAUAAAGUCCAGAAUUUGGCUCUGUCUAAUGACAAGGCAUUUCAAACUGCAUUUAACGAGGCAUUUGAAUUCUUUAUAAAUAAAAAUUUGAAGUCGCCUGAAUUCAUCUCAUUAUUUAUUGACGAAAAUCUUAAGAAAGGCUUGAAAGGAAAAACUGAAGAAGAAGUAGAUAGUGUAUUGGAUAAGACUAUUACGUUAUUCCGUUUCAUUGGUGAAAAAGAUGUUUUUGAACGGUAUUAUAAGCAACAUUUGGCCAAACGACUAUUACUAGGACGUAGUGUAAGCGAUGACGCAGAAAGAAGCAUGAUUGGUAAACUUAAGAUUGAGUGUGGAUAUCAAUUUACGACGAAACUUGAAGGAAUGUUCAAUGAUAUGAGGAUCUCAACCGAUACCAUGACAGAUUUUAAGGACUUUUUAGAAAAAUCGGCAUUGGAGAGGCCUAAGCUGGAUUUAAGCGUUACCGUUCUUACGUCUACAUUCUGGCCAAUGAAUUUAUCCGCAAGUCCGCGGUGUAAUUUCCCUGCAGAAAUAAACAAAGCGUGUGAUACCUUUCAAAGGUUUUAUCUUGCACGACAUAGUGGUCGGAGGUUAACAUGGCAAUCCAAUAUGGGAAGCGCAGAUAUCCGUGCUACUUUUAAUACUCGGAAACAUGAUAUUAAUGUAUCAACGUAUCAAAUGGUUAUACUUUUAAUGUUCAACGAUUUGCCCCCUGACCAAAGCCUAUCAUAUGAGACAAUAAAAGGCGAAAGCGAUAUUCCAGAGGCUGAUCUCAAACGUAAUCUUCAAUCAUUAGCGUGUGCUAAAUAUAAAAUCCUUGUAAAGGAACCUAAAGGAAAAGAAAUCGAAGCUGGAGACAAAUUCUAUUUCAAUGGUGACUUUACAAGUCCGCUGCAGCGCAUUAAAAUUCAAACAGUAGCCAGCAAAGUUGAAACAGAAGGCGAAAGGAAAGAUACGAGGGAAAAGGUUGAAGAAGCUAGGAAACAUCAAACAGAAGCAGCAAUUGUAAGAAUUAUGAAAGACCGAAAAACGAUGGAUCAUAAUCUUUUGAUUGCAGAGGUGACGAAACAAUUACAGCCACGAUUUGUACCUAAUCCGGCAAUGAUCAAAAAACGAAUCGAGGCAUUAAUUGAACGAGAGUACCUAGAACGAGCACCGGGCGACAGGCGCGUAUAUAAUUAUCUUGCAUGA
Molecule: messenger RNA, 2163 nt
Organism: Cetraspora pellucida
Lineage: Eukaryota; Fungi; Glomeromycota; Glomeromycetes; Diversisporales; Gigasporaceae
Source: the annotation of a GenBank genome assembly